GCUCCAAGCGACCACACGCCGAUAAACCCGCUCCACCAACUCCACCCACUAACUCUCCGCCGCCGUCACCUCUCAACUUUCCCUUUCUUUCUCCGCCGUCGCGGUCGCCUCCCGGUCCGAAGAGCUUCCGACUCCGAUGGCCAGCCGCUGGGUCCGACCCGAGGUGUACCCGCUGUUCGCAGCGAUGGGCGUGGCCGUCGGCAUCUGCGGGAUGCAGCUCUACCGGAACAUCACCGGCAACCCGGAAGUCAGGGUGAACAAGGCAGGGAGGGCAGCUGGUGUUCUCGAGAACCACGAGGAAGGGAAGCGUUACGCAAUGCACAGCCUCAGAAGCUUUGUGCACGACAAGACCCCCGAGAUCAUGCCAUCCAUCAACAAGUUCUUCACUGAGCCUAAGUGAACAUGUUGGUUGGCUACUGAUUGCUCUGCUAUUAUUCGCUACUGUAGAUUGUACCCAUUGCAGGCAUUCCAUAUGUUGUGUCCUCCAUAAACUGGUGGACAUCAGAUACCUCUUAUUCAAAGUACCAUAUGUGUGAUGGUCAAUGGUUUGCUAUAUGUCUGAUGGUCAAUAAGCUUGUAUCAUCCCGUUGGAUUAAAUGUUCAUACUUAUAUUCGUCAUGUGGAUUUGAUGUA
This is a messenger RNA of Phragmites australis (common reed), 633 nucleotides long. RefSeq lists its product as uncharacterized. NCBI's taxonomy places the organism in Eukaryota, Viridiplantae, Streptophyta, Magnoliopsida, Poales, Poaceae. The transcript is spliced from 3 exons. The record is from RefSeq and is a predicted model, not a curated record. The coding region runs from base 137 to 400 and encodes 87 amino acids.